AUGACCAAAAUGGAGGAUCAUGUGCUCAUUAUCCCCUCAAAACGGUUUGUCCAAAUUCUGCAAGAGUUAAGAGAUGCAUUUGGGAGCCCACAGAGCAUCCAGCAGAAGAUCCCAGCAGGUGAGGGCAUUGCAGGAAAGGAGAUCAAACUGACAACACAGGAUAUCAAGUGGUGUCAUGAGAAGAUGCGAGAGAGGGGCAUCCCAGAGCGUGUCCAUGAACUACUGGCAGAGAGCGAGAUCAUCUUGCCCAAAUACGAACCACCCCCGAGGAGCCCAGAACUGGAAGCCAGGAUUCAAAGGCUGCGUUUUGAGCAAGAGAACCGCGACUACAAAGACAUGGUCAAAAGUGUGGAUAACGUCUACCAGGGAGAUGGAACGCAGCUUGGAGAGAUUGGCAAAGAAAUGCGGAUUGUAAAUAGGCAUAUCAUUUCAGGGCUUCAGUACCUCUUGUCUGUUAUUGGCACUUUCUUUGCUGUCUUUAUUGCAUUGGGGAUGGCCACCCAGGAUUAUGGAGUGAGGGCUCUGGUAGCCACACUGGCUGCAUUGGCAGUCGGCUUAGCAGAAAUGUAUUUCAUUAUCAGGGAAGAUUUAAAGGAAGAAAAAAAACAGGUUAAAGUGAAAUAGUAACUACUGAAAAUCUGUGCCAAAAAUACUGAUAAUUUUCCUUUUUUUUUUUGUUGGGUUUUGUUUUGUUUUGAAGAAGUUGAGAAGAAAAUGUGAGAAUAACAUCCAUUAUUCUUGUUUUACUUUCAAGUAGUAGUGCAAUAUAACUUUGUUGUUUGAAUGAUUUGUGUUUUUGACUUUUUCCUGUUGCUUAUUUGAGAAUUUAUAUAUAUUGUUUUCUAAGAUAUCAAAUACUGUCCUUCGAAAUAUUAUUUGUUGAAGAAAAACAUAAGGCAAGUUACUUUGUGCAUUAUGUUGAAUAAACUAUAUAGGAUAAAGUGAAUAAUUGCACUGAAUAAGCAUCAAAAUUAAGGAAAAUAUGAAAAUUAAUUCUGAAUAGUAAUAAGAACUCAUUAGGACAAGUUACCCCUUGUUAGAUAAAAGUUGCUCAUAUUCUUGUGCAUUACUAAAAGGUUUUUCUAUACAAAAAAAAGGCAUUUAAAUCUUGCAUUUGAUAUCUUUUUUUUAAUAUAAUUUUUUGCAUAAUUUGUAUUCUUUACUGCACAACAGAUAAUCAUGUUAUAAGUGUUUUGCUCACAUGGAAGGUUAGUGCCAAAUGCAUAUGUGAUUUGAUUGGUGAUACAGUUUGUAAGAUGGCAUUAGUAUGAUUUUCUACAUUAUUUUGCAUGUGCAGUGAAUGUGAUGUUAACAUUCCAUUUUCUAUUUGUUUGUGUUGUUUCGUAUUGUCUGUAGUCUUGUGUAGCAGAAUGUUACCCAUAAUCGGGUCACCAUAAGAUUGUGUACAUUGUUUAACUUAAAACAGAGAGGUAUGUAAUAUUGUGAAUUGUAUCUAGUUACCAAUAAAGUUGAAUUUUAAUGACCA
Messenger RNA from Penaeus chinensis, 1486 nucleotides. Its product is annotated as transmembrane protein 199-like. The transcript has a single exon. Lineage: Eukaryota; Metazoa; Arthropoda; Malacostraca; Decapoda; Penaeidae. Gene Ontology annotation, biological process: vacuolar proton-transporting V-type ATPase complex assembly. The coding region runs from base 1 to 624 and encodes 207 amino acids. Gene Ontology annotation, cellular component: endomembrane system. The record is from RefSeq and is a predicted model, not a curated record.